Eutrema salsugineum is the source of this 2262-nucleotide messenger RNA. RefSeq lists its product as uncharacterized. Bases 1 to 2262 code for a protein of 753 amino acids. The transcript has 4 exons. NCBI's taxonomy places the organism in Eukaryota, Viridiplantae, Streptophyta, Magnoliopsida, Brassicales, Brassicaceae. The record is from RefSeq and is a predicted model, not a curated record. Gene Ontology annotation, molecular function: nucleic acid binding; RNA-DNA hybrid ribonuclease activity.
AUGCCAGGCAUAAGCAUCGACGUAACCUGUCACGAGCUGAAUGUGGAUCCGACCUUUAAGCCAGUCAAGCAGAAAAGAAGGAAUCUUGGUCCUGAACGAGCUAAAGCAGUUAACGACGAAGUCGAGAGGUUACUCAAAAUAGGAUCAAUCGCCGAGGCCAAAUAUCCGGACUGGCUCACAAAUCCGGUGGUCGUGAAGAAGAAGAACGGCAAGUGGCGAGUAUGUGUGGAUUUCACCGAUCUCAACAAGGCGUGCCCAAAAGACAGCUUUCCCUUGCCACACAUCGACCGGCUCGUCGAAGCCACUGCAGGGAAUAGGCUGUUAACAUUUAUGGACGCGUUCUCCGGCUACAAUCAGAUCCUGAUGCAUCCUGAUGAUCGGGAAAAAACGGCAUUCAUGCCGUUCGGGCUCAAGAACGCAGGAGCAACGUAUCAACGGCUCGUCAAUAAAAUGUUCGCGGCUCAGCUCGGAAAACCAUGGAAGUUUGCGGUCACCUCGGGAGAAUUCCUCGGCUAUCUGGUAACUCACCGAGGCAUAGAAGCAAACCCCAAGCAGAUCAAGGCGUUAAUUGAGAUGCCCUCACCAAGGACGAAGCGCGAAGUGCAAAGGCUCACAGGAAGGGUCGCCGCGCUAAACAGGUUUAUUUCCCGUUCCACAGACAAAUGCCUGCCCUUCUACGACACCCUCCGAGGAAACAAGAAAUUUGAGUGGGAGGAACGAUGCGAGACGGCUUUCCAGGAAUUGAAGAAUUAUCUGGCGAGCCCACCAAUCUUAGCAAAACCAGUCGAAGGAGAGCCGCUCUUCCUCUACAUCGCAGUGUCUGCUACAGCUGUAAGCGGAGUGCUUAUCAGAGAAGAACGAUCCGAGCAAAAAUUCAUUUUCUACUUCAGCCAGACACUGACCGACGCCGAGACCCGCUACCCCCAGAUCGAGAAGGUCGCCCCAGCCGUCGUAGUCUCGGCUCGCAAACUGCGCCCAUACUUUCAAUCACAUUCGAUUAUUGUGCUCGCUACGCUUCCGCUGCGCUCGAUCCUACACAGCCCUAGCCAAUCUGGUCGGCUCGCCAAGUCGUCUGCAAAGUCACAGGUGCUCGCAGAUUUCCUCAUUGAACUUCCCGCAAAAACAACAAACGAGCCGACUCUAGACGAAGUGUGGACGCUGCACGUCGACGGCUGGUCGUCUAAACACGGCUUGGGAAUAGGAAUCCGCCUCACCUCUCCCACCGGAGAAAUAUUGGAGCAGUCUUUUCGCCUGAACUUCCACGCCUCGAACAACAAAGCGGAAUACGAAGCACUGAUCGCCGGCAUACGACUAGCGCAGGGAAUCGGAGUUCGAAAGAUAAGAACCUUUUGCGAUUCACAGCUCGUAGCAUGUCAGGUCAACGGAGAAUAUGAGGCGAAGGAUGGACGAAUGGGAGCUUACCUCAAGGUGGUCCGAGACUUGGUGCAAAAGUUUGACAAGUUCGAACUCACGCGCAUUCCCCGAGGAGAAAACACCUCGGCCGACGCCUUGGCAGCACUCGCUUCGACCUCGGACCCAGACCUCCGACGGACGAUCCCAGUCGAAUUCAUCGAACGUCCUAGCAUCGAAGAGGUGGAAGGAGUUCGGCUGAUAAAUCCUCCUGAACAAGAACUAGAGGACGACGAAGCCAUUCCUAUGGAUGAAGAUGCUUCACCGGCCGAGCCGGAGUACGGCUGCGACAAAGAAUGGCUCGGAGCUAUCCGAGUGUAUAUUGCCGAUGGAGAGAGGCUCGACGCCAAGAAGGGACGGUGGGCAGACGAACUCGAAGGAGUCCUUUGGUCUCAUCGGACAACUCCGCGCCGAGCCACCGGGGAAACUCCAUUCGCUUUGGUCUAUGGAUCGGAGUGCAUAAUUCCCCCCGAGGUCGAUUUCCCAGGUAUUCGACGAAGAGUUCUACCAGGACAGGAGGGCUUGAACCACUUAAUGAUGCUAGAUGAGCUCGACCUAAUCAACAAAAAGCGCGACCAAGCCUUAAUUCGAAUCCAGAACUACCAACAAGCAACGGCGAGAUACUACAACAAAAACGUUCGUAGUCGAAGGUUCAAAGAAGGAGAGCUCGUCCUCCCAAAGGUCUUCCAAAACACUGCCGAAAAGAACGCAGGCAAGCUCGGAGCAAAUUGGGAAGGUCCUUACAAGGUCACAAAAGUGGUUCGUCCAGGAGUCUACAAACUCGCGACACUAGCUGACAAAGCGAUUCCAAGAUCAUGGAACGCAAUGCAUCUAAAGAUGUAUUAUCACUAA